GUUGUUAAAAACAUCUCUCUUCUUCGUUUUUUGUUUAACUUGUCAAGGGUUUUUCUUCUCGAGGAUGCAGAAGUUUGACCUAGUUAGGGAGAAUCUAUACCUCGGUGAUAUUUGCGCUGCCGCUGAGAUUCUCAAGAAUGGUAGCUCUGAGAUUUCACACGUUCUUACAGUUUUGCACUGCCCUUCCAUAUCCGUCUUCGAGGAAUGGCGCAACGUGAAACUAGACUCAAAAGAAAUCAAGGAAGUGUAUGUUGCUGUUGGUGAUGAUCAAGACUCAUUACAAGGCAAAGAGUUUGCGACAGAGAGCGCGUUGCCAUCAGGCAAUCUUCUGUAUUCGCUUGAACAUACUGGGAAAGAUCUCAAGUUUACAAGAAUGGUUGUCUUUGCUUACGAUCAAGAAUGGGAGAAUCUGCUUGAUCUUAUCGAUAUUUGUUUGGAUUUUAUCGAUGCUGGCCGCAAAGAGAAAGGCGUUUUAGUUCAUUGCUUUGCUGGACAAUCUCGGAGUGCUUCUAUAGAGAGGACUGAAAAGCUUUCCAGUGAAGAAGCUUUGGUAUCGUUGAGACAACGCGCUCAAGCUAGUCCCAAUCCUGGCUUCUUAAAACAGCUGGAUUUGUUUGAGAGAAUGAACUUCAAAGUCGACCGUUCCAGCCCUAUUUACAAGUAUUUUCGUCUAAAAGCUUUAGGUUACUUAUAUAGCAAGGAUAAGAAAUUUGACAGAUUAAAGUUGAGGGCUGAUCCGGGAAUUUCGAAUGAGAGGAGUAGCCGUAGUAGUACAUACGAGUGCAAGAAAUGCAAGAGAGUUUUGUUAUUUCAGGAGCAAGUCAUUGAUCACACUCCAGGUGAAGCUGAUUCAGAGUUUGACGACAUGUUCAAAAACAUGAUAGGAGAGGUUCACAAGAAUCCUGGUGAUCAUCAGAACCAGUGUACUUCUAUAUUCGUAGAGCCUCUCAGUUGGAUGAAUUCAGCUAUGGAAAAUGAUGUGUCGGAAGGGAAGUUAUCGUGUCCAAAAUGUCAAGCUAAAGUUGGAAGCUUUGACUGGUCGGGAAGUUAUUGUAGCUGUGGAAGCAAGAUUGUUCCGGCGUUUCAACUUCAGAUGAACCGCGUCGAUGUUAUUACUACUGUAAGAGACACACGGAGGUGGUGUUUGAUCACUCAGCAGGAGACACAGUAUGUUCUGAGUGUGGACUUGUGCUCGAGUCUCACUCCAUUGAUGAGACCUCUGAGUGGAGAACUUUCGCUAAAUGAGUCUGGUGGCAAUGAUCCCGUUCGUGUUGGUCCUCUUCUCGCUGAUGGUGGUCUCACCACUGUCAUUUCUAAGCCUAAUGGCUCUUCCGGCGACUUUCUUUUCCCUUCUCUUGGUCGUUGGCAGAAUCGUGGAUCUAACCCUGAUGGCUGAUAGGUAUUGUUCUAAUUUCUAAGCCCUUUUCUUAGAAGAUUUUCAAAAUCUGGUUUUGGGUAACGGCUCUAAUUCGCAGCUCAAUUCUGUUUUUGAGCUGACAUUGUUGCCUCAAAAUCACAACUUUUGUUUUGUAAUCGACAAGUGUGAGAAUUUAAGCUUUUCACUAUCUGGAAAAAUGAAAGCUUGCAACUUUU
This is a messenger RNA of Arabidopsis arenosa, 1593 nucleotides long. NCBI's taxonomy places the organism in Eukaryota, Viridiplantae, Streptophyta, Magnoliopsida, Brassicales, Brassicaceae. The record is from the annotation of a GenBank genome assembly.